AUGCAACAAACAACCACAGUGCUACCAUCUACUACAGCUCACGAGACUUCAACUCUUUCUGAAAUAACAACUAAAAUUAAACCAACAACCUCAGUGCUACCAUCAACUACAGCUCAAGAAACUUCAACUACAACUCUAUCUGAAAUAACAACGACCACAGCCCUACCAUCAUCUACAGCUCCAGAAACUUCAACUACAACUCUACCUGAAAAAACAACUACAAUGCAACCAAUAACCACAGCCCUACCAUCAACUUUAGGUCCAGAAACUUCAACUACAACCCUUUCUACAACAAACUCACCAACAACUUCACUCCCUCCUACAACAACCACACCCCUUUCUACAACAGCUCAGCCAACAACUACAGCUCCAGAAACUUCAACUACAACUCUACCUGAAAAAACAACUACAAUGCCACCAACAACCACAGCCCUACCAUCAACUUCAACUCAGCCAACAACUACAGCUCCAGAAACUUCAACUACAACUCUACCUGAAAAAACAACUACAAUGCCACCAACAACCACAGCCCUACCAUCAACUUCAACCCUACCAUCAACUACAGCUCAUGAAACUUCAACUACAACUCUAACUGAAAAAACAACUACAAUGCAACCAACAACCACAGUGCUACCAUCAACUACAGCUCAUGAAACUUCAACUACAACUCUAACUGAAAAAACAACUACAAUGCAACCAACAACCACAGCCCUACCAUCAACUUCAGCUCAGCCAUCAACUACAGCUCCAGAAACUUCAACUACAACUCUAUCUGAAAUAACAACGACCUCAGCCCUACCAUCAACUACAGAUCAUGAAACUUCAACUACAACUGUAACUGAAAUAACAACUACAAUGCAACCAACAACCACAGUGCUACCAUCAACUUCAGCUCAUGAAACUUCAACUACAACUCUAACUGAAAAAACAACUACAAUGCAACCAACAACCACAGCCCUACCAUCAACUUCAGCAACGACAGCCCUUUCUACAACCACAAUCACACCUACAACAACACAACUUAAUAAACCAUCAACAACAACAUCCCAGCCAUCAACAAUUACAACUCUACAUGCAACCACAACAUUCGAAACAACCACAACCACACCUACAACUACAUCUCAACAAACAACACAAUUGACAACUUCAACAACCCAACAAACAAUCAUAGCCACAUCUACAAAUACAUCUCAAUCUACAACCACAGAGACACCAACAAUUACAACAACCACAACACAGCCUACUACUACAACCACUGACUUAUCAACAGUUCAUCCUACACCUCCAACUGAACCAACAAUAACCCAGCCUUCAACAUCUUCAACUCUACAAGCAACCACAACCCUUCCUACAACAACCACCACAAUCCUGCCUACAAGUACAACUCAACCAACUACUACUGCCCACACUCUGCCUACAACUGCAUUUCAGCAGACAACUAUGACACCAACUACAGCUACAUCUCAGUCUACAACUAGAGAGCAACAAACAACUCCAAUUACUCCUUCAAUAACAACAGUCCCUCCUACAACUAAACCUCAAUCAUCAACAACCCAGUUUUCAACAUCUACAACACUACAAACAACCAAAACCCCUGCUAAGACCACCACCACAAUCCUGCCUACAAGUACAACUCAACCAAAUACUACACCCCCUGAUUCAACAACCACAACUAUACCUACAACUACAUCUCAACAGACAUCCACAACAUCACCUAUAACUACAUCUAUAAAAUCAUCUCAAUCUACAACCACAGAGACAGCAACAAUUACAACUCAGACAACAACCACAACACAGCCUACUUCUACAACCAUUGACUUAAAAACAGUUCACCCUACAACUCCAACUGAACAAACAACAACCCAGCCUUCAACAUCUUCAACUCCACAAGCCUCCACAACCACUCCUACAACAACCACCACAAUCCUGCCUACAAGUACAACUCAACAAAAUACUACACCCCCUGAUUCAACAACCACAACUAUACCUACAACUACAUCUCAACAGACAUCGACAACAUCACCAGAACAAUCAACAAUUACAACUCAGACAACAACCACAACACAGCCUACUUCUACAACCACUGACUUAACAACAGUUCACCCUACAACUCCAACUGAACAAACAACAACCCAGCCUUCAACAUCUUCAACUCUACAAGCCUCCACAACCACUCCUACAACAACCACCACAAUCCUGCCAACAACAAGUACAACUCGAUUAACUACUACUGCCCACACUCUGCCUACAACUGCAUUUCAGCAGACAACUACAACACCACUUACAGCUACAUCUCAAUCUACAACUAGAGAGCAACAAACAACUCCAAUUACUCCUUCAAUAACAACAGCCCCUCCUACAACUAAACCUCAAUCAUCAACAACCCAGUUUUCAACAUCUACAACACUACAAACAACCACAGCCCCUCCUAAAACAACCCCAACUAAAACAACCCUGCCCACAACAAGUAUAACUCAAAAAACAACUACAACAACAAUUCUGCCAACAACAAGCAAAACUGAACUUACAACUAUAACCACAACCACAACCCAGCCUACAACAGUGACAAUCCAGCCUACAAAUAUCGUUCUUGUAAGGUUUUCCAGCAAUGAAGAUUUUGAUCCUGAACUAUCAAAUUUGUCUUCAGUUGUUUAUAAAAUACGAGAAAAAAGAGUCCAAGAUGAGUUUGUUCCAAUAUUAAGAAAUAAAUUCAUCUCCUUCAUUGGAUUGACAGUUAAACGGUUCAGCGCUGGAUCAGUCAUCACAGAUAUGAAUUUACAAUUUGGCAAUUUACCCAGUGAUGCUGAAAUCUUCACCACUAUUUCCACUGCUAACACCACGUUUAACAUCACCAGCAUACAGGUAAGGCCAAAUCCUGACAGUACAACGACUCUCAAUCCCACUACAUCUACAACUAAACCUACUACAACCAAACCCCCAACAACUACAAUCAUACACACUACAACUACAACCAAACCAACUACAACUACAACCAAAGAUACUACAACUACAACCAAAGCAAAUACAACUACAACCAUACCAACUACAAACACAACCAUACCAACUACAAACACAACCAUACCAACUACAAAUGCAACCAAACCAACAACUACAACCAAAGCUACUACAACCGUACCAACUACAAAUACAACCAAACCCACUACAAACACAACCAAACCCACUACCACUACAACCAAAGCAACCACAACUGCAACCAUGCCAACUACAUAUACAACCAUGCCAACUACAAAUACAACCAUACCAACUACAAAUACAACCAAAGCAACUACAACUACAACCAAAGCAACCACAACUGCAACCAUGCCAACUACAGAUACAACCAUGCCAACUACAAAUACAACCAUACCAGCGACAACCUCAACCAAAGCAACUACAAUUACAACCAUGCCAAAUACAACCAUAUCAACUACAAAUACAACCAUACUAACUACAACCAAUGCAACUACAACUACAACAAUAACAUCUACAAAUACAACCAUACCAACUACAAAUACAACCAUACCAACUACAACCAAAGGAACUACAACUACAACCAUAACAUCUACAAAUACAACCAUACCAACUACAAAUACAACCAAACUCACUACAAUCAAAGCAACUACAACUACAACUGUAACAUCUACAAAUACAACCAUACCCACUACAAAUACAACCAAACCAACUACAAAUACAACCAAAGCAACUACAACCAUAACAUCUACAAAUACAACCAAACCAACUACAAAUACAACCAAACCAACUGCAUCCAUACCAACUACAAAUACAACCAAAACAACCACAACCAAAGCUACUACAACUACAACCAAAGCAACUACAACUACAACCAAAGCAACUACAACCACCACAACAGUGCCAGUUCCAACACGCCCUCCUCCAACUGUAGCCUUAGAAUUCAUCAUUAUAGUGGUGUUUGUUAAAGAGCUUGAAGACCCGAAAAGUCCAGAAUUUAAGAACCUAGCAACACAGGUUGAGACUGGGUUUGAUGUCAUUUAUAAAAGAAAGUUCGGAGCUCUUUUCGUCAGGACCAUUGUGAUUGCUUUCAGACUUUCUACCAAAACCCGAGCGCAAGAUAACGUGGACGUGGAGCUUGAGUUAGUGUUUAACCAAACCUCCAUUGAACCGAUCCCAAGCAACAAUGAGAUUGUGAUUACCCUGCAACAAGCAGUUCAAGCUCCAGACUCCGUCUUUAACAUCACUGUUGUUGCCAGCUCUAUUGUCGUUGUCAGAGAACUUCAGAAGAUCCCAGUGGCCAUCUUGACUAACGGCACCUUUGUGACUGCUCUCUCAGAUACAAGUUCAACUGAAUUUCAAAACAGGGCAUUCAUGAUGAAAACAGCGCUUGAACCUUUUUUCAUCGCUGAUUACCCCGCAUCAUUCAGCACCUUAACCUUAACAAACUUCAGUGAUGCCUCUGGAAAAUUGAGGAGUGUGCCUACAAUUCGGAACUCCAUGAACCUUUCAUUUUCGGCAAACUCCACUCUACCCAACAGCACACAGUUAGUGAGAACUAUAGUCCGAGCAGCCAAUAACUCAUUACCCUUCCAGAUCUUCACUUCUUCAAUUGUGAUCAAUGGCACAUCAUAUUCAUCAGGUGAAGUCACCAGCAGGAUCAGUGUGUCGACUGCUGUAAUCCUGGUUGCCGUGUCACUUCUAUCCUCAUGGUUUGAUUGAUCACAGUCAUAUAUUGACUCUGACAGGUUUGCCUUUCAAGAUUAUCGCAUACAUGAAGCUAUGAAUGGGUCACAUUCUGCUGUCUCUCACAUAUUUGGCCUACUCUUGCUGAAAACUAAUCCUUGAAGCAACAAUGGAUGCAACUCAAACAUAUCAAACCAGCUCUGCAAUGGAAACUCUUCAAUGUGUAAUUUUUAUGCUUGCUGACUUUGAAGGGUGAGUUUUGAUGAGAUAAAAGAUGAAGUAUUUCAACUAUCAUGAAUCCUGAAAGAAUGAAAGGUUGUCAAAGGUCAUGGCAUCAGAAAAGUCUGUGGGAAAACUCACAGAAAAGAUAAUACUACACAUUAGCAUAAUAACUUGACAAACUAGUAGUUGUGGAUCUCAGUUAUUUAUUUUGACAUCGAUAGGCCAGAUGAACUCUCAGUACAGCAGUUAAAACUCAUUUUUCAUGCAAAGUUAUUCACUAAGAGAUCUCACAUUUUACAGACACAAGUUAGAACCAUUUGGUUGAAGAUUCUUCAAUGAUUAGCUGGCUAAAACCAUCCACAUAAAUGACCGUAUUUUCAGAGCUAUUUACAUAUAUCUAUUUGAUCAAUGGGGUUAUCCAUAGUGAUUUACAAAGCAUUUAACAUACAGUAUGGCUGGUGUUCUCUGGGAAUCAAACCUGUUAUUUUAUUUUGACAUUUAUUUAUUCUGAAAAUGUAGCAAUCCAUUUGCAACUAUAUUGUCAUUAGUCUCAUUAUAUAAUGUUAAUUUAAUCCUAAACUCAUUGAUAUAAUUCACACUGGAUGUAGUAAAAAAUAUAAUGGGCACUUUUGUAUUCGUAAAAAAUGUUUGAUCAAAAAUAGUGUUACUAAGUGCUACUAUAUCAGAUGAUUAUAUAUAGAAUUUAUAUGAUAUGUAUGUUGGAAUUCUGUAAUAUUGUUAUUUAUGGAGUAUUGUGUAGACUUUAGCACUGUGUUGUAUUUGAUCACAUGUAACAUUGUGACAUUUUCAGUGUUCUAAAUAAACUUUCUUGUA
Molecule: messenger RNA, 5712 nt
Organism: Xyrauchen texanus (razorback sucker)
Lineage: Eukaryota; Metazoa; Chordata; Actinopteri; Cypriniformes; Catostomidae
Product: mucin-2-like
Exons: 14
Coding region: 1-4692 (1563 amino acids)
Source: RefSeq, a predicted model, not a curated record